Mangifera indica (mango) is the source of this 1746-nucleotide messenger RNA. RefSeq names its product F-box/kelch-repeat protein At5g26960. Gene Ontology annotation, molecular function: protein binding. Bases 43 to 1371 code for a protein of 442 amino acids. The transcript has a single exon. The record is from RefSeq and is a predicted model, not a curated record. Lineage: Eukaryota; Viridiplantae; Streptophyta; Magnoliopsida; Sapindales; Anacardiaceae.
AUUACAUUUUGAAAGCGCAAACAUAGAGUCCUUAAAAGAUGAAUGAAGACUGGGGGGGAAUAUAUUGACAAAACUCUCCAACCCCAUCUUUGGUCCGAAAAAAGAAAAAUGUCAGAGAGCUGUAACUCACGCCACUUCUCAUGGCUUAUGAAAUCUUGCUUCCCCAAUCCAAACGAUAACAAAUCCAUUACUCCCCUUCACAAAUCGAACCAUUUCAUUCAUCCCACUGCCGCUACAACUAUCUCUUCCCUCCCCAACGAUCUUCUUUUGGAAUGUCUCUCAAGAGUUCCCUCUUCUUCUUUGCCUUUAAUUUCCCUCGUUUGCCGCCGCUGGUAUCUCCUUCUCCUCUCCCCUUCUUUCUUCAACCUCCGUCGCAACCUCCACCGCCUCCACUCCACUCUUUUCGCCAUUUUUCUCUCCGCUUCGACUCCCACUUCCACCCUCUCCGCUGCCACCCUGUCUUUACCCUACCAGCAACACUUGGGUGCUUUUUGGCAACGCGAUUCUGAUCUUGAUACUGAUUCCAUUUUCUUGGGAAACUCGAGUUUGCUUCAUGGGUUCUUCUCCCAAGCGCGACUUGCCGCCAUUGGACCCAAGAUUUAUAUCAUUGGCAAGAACGUUACGCUUCUUUACGAUUCUUGGACUAAAACUAUAACUCCAAGAUCGCCCAUGUUGUUUCCGAGGAAAAAAUUCGGUUGUGCGGUUGUUUUUGGGAAAAUCUAUGUCGCCGGCGGCUCUUCACGAGCUGAUCCCACCGUCGAAGAGUACGAUCCUAGCACUGAUACUUGGCGCGUGGCGGCUCACGCGCCCAGGCGGAGAUACGGGUGCUUGGGGGCUUCUGUGGACGGAGUUUUCUAUAUCAUUGGUGGGUUGAAGAUCGGUUGUAACGCUACGGCUGGAACGGAGGCGCACGUGUAUGCCAGCUCGAUGGAUUUGUAUGACGUGAAGUCAUGUGCGUGGUUGAGAAGCCGUACGGUGCCAGGCGGUGGUUGUGUGGUGGCGGCUUGUGCGGCCAUGGGCCACGUUUAUGUUCUCACCAGUCAUGCAGUGGAGCUCUCUUUGUGGAGAUUCGACGCCCGUAGGAACACCGCCGGGUUUGGCGAGUGGGUUAGGAUAAAGAGACCGCCGUUUCCCCCGCAAGUAAGGCUUGACAACACAGUGAAGUUCAGCUGCGUCGGCGCCGGAGACAAAGUGGUUUUGGUUCAAGUGAUUGGUUGCAUCGAUGACUUAUUACACGGAAGUGCGAGGAACACGAGGGGAUUGAGAGAAGGGCUUGUUUUGAUAUACGACACCGUCGGCGAAUGUUGGAAUAGGGGACCGGAUCUGCCGGACGUGAUACGACGCGCCGCUGUGGUGAAUGUGGAAUGGUGAAGGAGGGGAAUUUGCAAGGGACCUAGAGAAGGAGUUUAUGUUGACAUGCGAUAAGGCGGGAAAGGUUGGGGGGUGGCCAGAUUAGGGGAUGUAAAGGACGCGCCGCCGUGGCGAGUGUGGUAUGGUGAGGAAGGGAAAGUUGUGGGGGUGGUGUAGUCUGGAUAGGAGACAAAAAUGAUUGUAGUAACAUGUUUGUACUGUUGGUGCAAGGAUAAAAAGUGGGUUUUUUAGGCGUUGGGUUUGUAUUGAAAUUAUUGACUGUCUCGGCGUGGUGACAUUUUAUUCGAGUUUUGUCAAAACGAUGCCUCCCGCAUAUCAAUUUUUCUGUAUAAUUUUUUUAGAUAAAUUUAUAGAGCUUUAUUUAUUUUUUUUUAA